Prunus persica (peach) is the source of this 564-nucleotide messenger RNA. RefSeq names its product putative ripening-related protein 1. Lineage: Eukaryota; Viridiplantae; Streptophyta; Magnoliopsida; Rosales; Rosaceae. The transcript has a single exon. Bases 1 to 564 code for a protein of 187 amino acids. The record is from RefSeq and is a predicted model, not a curated record.
AUGAAGAAUCAAAUUUUCUCAGGUGCUUUUCUCUCCAUCUUAAUCAUUCUUGCUUCAAACUGGAGCAUUGAAGCUCAAACAUGCAAGCCUAGCGGCAAGAUCAGGGGGACAAAGCCUCCUAAGGGACAAUGCAACAAGGACAAUCAGUCCGACUGCUGUGAAAAAGGCAAGUUUUACACCACUUACACGUGCUCGCCGCGGGUGUCUAAGCGUACAAAAGCAACCUUGACCAUCAACAGCUUUCAGAAGGGUGGUGAUGGCGGUGCUCCAAGUGAAUGUGACAACAAAUACCACUCGGAUAGCACCCGUGUCGUGGCUUUGUCAACGGGGUGGUUCAACAAAAGGAGCCGGUGUUUAGACGACAUUAUCAUCCAUGGUAACGGAAGGAGUGUCAAAGCCAAGGUUGUUGAUGAGUGUGACUCCACCGUGGGAUGUGAUGCUGAUCAUGAUUACCAGCCUCCAUGUCCUAACAAUAUUGUGGAUGCAUCCAAAGCUGUUUGGAAGGCCUUGGGAGUGCCAGAAAGUGACUGGGGUGAAUUGGAUAUAUUCUGGUCUGAUGCCUAA